Messenger RNA from Acanthamoeba castellanii str. Neff, 1638 nucleotides. RefSeq lists its product as uncharacterized. The transcript is spliced from 3 exons. The coding region runs from base 1 to 1638 and encodes 545 amino acids. The record is from RefSeq and is a predicted model, not a curated record. Lineage: Eukaryota; Discosea; Longamoebia; Acanthamoebidae.
AUGGCUACAGACUUCAACCUGAUCUCGUUCGGCAACUUCAAAGCGUCAGGUGGUGGCUCCAGCAUCAGAGGCCGUCUGGCAGUCCAACACAAUGUGUCGAUCUCCGGGACCUUCAGCAUCAGCGGUGCGCGCAACGUGCGCCAGCAGCGCUACUCGGUGGUGAUAGGCGGAGAGUCGGUGACGUGGCGCUCGGGCAGCGUGAGCGGCGGCGGCUUGCUGGUAACCUCUACCAACGAGGGAGCCAUGCAGCUGGACUUGGGCAAGUCUCUCCAACGACAGACCGUGGGCGGCUGCGACCUUGCCUCCAACUGCUUGAUUUCGUUCUUCGACGAUGCCUUCUCCUACUUUGACGGCUUCACCAGCGACAUGGCCAGCGACGCCCAGGCCACCGGCGCCGGCUCAGUGACCCUGUUGCACGGCGGGCUCCACUUCACCGGUCCUCGCUGGGCGGAAGGCACCAGACGUCUGGUGUUCCGCGUGCCCUUGGAGCAGUGGAACUCGGCGCACUACUUCACCAAGGCCUACGUCGCGGAAGACCAGGAGUUGGUGGUGGUGAUCGACCAGGACGGUAGCGCCCAGUCCCUCAGGAUCAAGAUGCCCGCCGACGGAUUCCCUCAUCCGAGCAACAAGCUGGUGGUCGCGUUGGCCGGCCAAGGGCCGAAGGUGGAGGUCGAAGGUCCCGUCCCGUUCGGCGGUUCGCUGCUGGCCCCCCAGCGUGACGUCCACCUACUCCAGGGCAGCUCAGUCAGAGGAGUACUCGUGGCGGCCGACCUCCACCAGUACAAAUCAAGCCGGGUCCUCCACCAGGAGUGCUCACCGGGCUGCAUCGCCACGCCCUGGCGCGUCCCAAACAAUGACACCGAGGCUACGCUCUACGUGUUCGCCGGCGACGAGGCGCGGCUACGCCCCGACUUCCUGGCCGUCAUCGAGUUCGAUGAGCUCUCCCGUGACUACGGCAAGGUAGUGCUCACGGUCCCUCUGCCACCGCCCGGGAACAUCGGAAACGAGCCGCACCACUGCGGCCUGGUCACGGAGAACCGCAACAUCCUGGCGUUUUGGGACCUCGAGCGGCGGGAGAUCAGCAGCACCGUCGUCAUGCCUGGCCCGCCCAUGGGCAUCAUGGACGUCAAGUUCAUUCCACACGACCCGCAUGGCAUCGCCGUCGCGGGCGCCAUGUUCUCCGGAGUCUACUACACGGUCGACCCCACCACCGGCAGCGUGACCGAGGCGUACAACUGUCGACAGAUCGUGCCCCAGUUGGGCGAGCCCAGCCAGUGCAUGGUCCACCUCCUGACCCCGAUGAAAAGCGGUGACAGACUCCUGGCGUCGUCGUCCUACGGUCAAGUGCUGCUGCUGGACAUCUCCAACCGCGCUAGGUUCCACCAGUUGUCGGUGGUCAACCUCGGUGUCACUGCUGGGCCACACGUGCUGGCGCUCACCCACGACCAGGAACGUCUGGUGGUGGCAGACUACUUCCUGAACCAAGACGACUUUGGCCGCGUGCAUGUGGACGGCGACCACAAGAUGCAUGUGCUCAAGGUCUCUCGAGAUUCUCUCUCGCUGGACCCCAGGUUCACCCUCGAUUUCGACGAGGCAUUUGACCAUCGUGCCCGCCCUCAUGGGUUCGCCAUGAAAUAG